UUUAUAAUAAAUUAUAUAAAAGGUUUGUAUGAUUUUACUAAAUCAAAGAAUUAAAAAGUAAGAAAACACUGUAAUAGCAUUUAUACCAACUAGCUUUUAUUUAAUAUUUACCUCAAAAUCAUACUUCAAAAAGUAUUUGGUUUAGGAAAAUCACUUAUAAGCCUUGAAUAAAAAAUGUCUAAAACAAGUAAUAUCACUAAUUAAUGCAAUAAGCCAUUUUAAAUAGAGUAUAAUGAUGAAUGGACUUACUGUACAAGCUCUCACAAAUCAUAAUUAAAUGAAGAAGAUAAGCAUCAUAAAAAACUAAAGUUACCAAAAGAUAAAAUCAAAAACAGUGAAUAAUAAAAUUUGAAACAAAAGACUUCUGCCAUUAGUUAGAACACUAAAAAUUCAUAGGAUUGCUAAAUAAACCAAUUUAAGCAAUAAAUUAAUGCUGAACCUAAUUCGAAGCAUGAUGCAACAUAAAAUAAGAGCAAAAAAGAAAAAAAAAACAAAGUUAUUUAUGUAAGAAAAAAUCCAUAGCCCGUGUAAUGUGAUAUCCCUCAAUUACAAAAUUGUUAAUAACAGGAUGAAAAUAUUUAAAAAUGCUUGGAAGAAUAGGAUGAGCAAUAAAAGAUCUUAGAAAUAAUGAGUCAAAUACAAAAGUUAGUAGAAACUGAAUAUUCUAAAGUUGAGAGUAGCUAAUAAGACAAUUAAUAAAUUAGUGCAUUAAAUACAGAUAAAAUAGAAUCCUUAAGUGCUAAUGAAGAGAACACUCGUUUAGAAGCAGAUGUAAGUGAAAGAAUAAGUACUGAAAGUAGGAAGAAAUCUGAAAGCAAUAAUGAACCUGUUGGAAAUGUAGAGUUUAAUAUAUUUUUGUAAGACAGAGAGUAGAAAUUAUUGUAAGACUAGCCAAGUCAGGUUAAGCAGCAAAAAGGAGCUAAUCUCUUUUACACACCUUAAAAAAAACUAAACAAAAAAACAGAUGUACAACAAUACUAUUACUAGCAAUUUUCUAAGCGUGGUCUCUAUAGUGCUCACCACCGUAGAAAUGACGAAGAAGAAGGAUCUCUUAAUAGACAUUUUACGCAAUCUCCUGGCUUUACACGUUAAAAAGAAAAUCAAGAAGAUAUAAAAGUUAGAAGGUAGGAGGAUAGACUAAAAAUGCUUACAUCUGUGCUGAGUCCAUAAAUUGCUAAUAUAAAUGGAUAUCUUGAUAUGGGAUGCGGAAAUUGUGAAAUAACAGCUUAAAUUGGUAAAGUUUAUGGGGCAAAAUACAUCGUAGGAUGUGACAUUUAUUCUGAAGAUCAAUUUGUUCGUCCAGCAGAUACUCCUAGUAAUAUUUAAUUUACUUAUAUAGCAAACAAGAAAGACAGUCUACAACCUGUAUAAGACAAAAGCUUAAAUCUAAUUACUUGUUUCAUGGUUUUACACCAUAUUGAAAAUCUUGAUACGAAUCUAAAAGAACUUUAGAGAGUUAUUAUAGAUGGUGGUUAUUUAUAUAUAAGAGAGCAUGAUGUUCCAUAAGAAAAUAUUGAGCUGGAUAAGUAUUUGAGAUACAAGCAUGAAAGAUUUGAUGACUGUGGUUAAUAUAUGAAGUUUUGGGGAAAAAACGAGUUGAGAAAUAAAUUAAGUUAAUUUGGAUUUAUUCAUAAAAGUGAUUCUCUUUACGAAGAUGAUCGCCCAAACAGACAAAAAGUGUAUCACAGUCUAUUUUAAUUUAGUAGUGAGCAUCUUAAGUAAGUGAAUGAGCAACUUAUUUCAGUUUAAAUAUCUGAAGGACACCAGUAAAACCAGUAAAAUACCGAAUAGCAAUAACCAACCAUAAUUUCUUAAAUAAAUCUAUCAAGUAAUGAUAAAAAAUAUAGUAAGAAUUCAGAAACAGAUUAUAAUUAUGAAAAUAAUAUCAAAGAAAUAAAAGUAAAAAUUUUUGAAAUAGAAAAUGAAGAUUAUGAAAUUAAUUCACUUUCUCAAUCAUCAACAGAAAGUGAAAAACUUUAAGAAUAAAUUUGCCUGAGCUAGAAGUCCACAUAAGAUAGUGUGCUCAACAAAUCUAAUAAUAACUUGUUUUAAAAAAAAUUUUCUACUUCUCCUCUAGCAUCAAACUCAGUAACAACCUCAAGCUUGGACUAAGAAUCUAAUAGAGCGAAUUCGUAUAACAAAGAUGAGAUUAAAGAAAAUAGUAGCUUUUAUAACAAUAGAAAAGAGUCCCCUCUAAUAUGGCGCAAUCAAAUAAAAAAUCAGUAAGAGUAAUUAAAUGAUUAGCAUUCUAAAAACUGGGCAGAUAAAUAUGAGAGUCAUAAAUACAAUAAAUAUAAACAAUAGUCAAGUAAUUUUUAAGGUAACAAACAUUAAACUCACUAUUAUAAAUCUUACCAAUACGAUAAUUAGUAAAACGAUUAAAAAAGAAAUGCAUAAGAAUUUUAAAACAAAAACUCACAAAAUCCAAAUUUUAAGUUUAAAAAAUUUUAAAAUGAUUUUCAAAACAGCCAUAAAAAGCACAAAGAAAGUUAUGAUUUUGAAUUUGAGGAUGAUGAUGAAGAAUUUAAUGAUUCUUUCAAAAGAAAGAAAGAAUAGACUAGGACUACUUAAAAUAAUAAUAAGUCUUUAUCUGAUAAAAAAAAUCACAAAUAGGUCAUCAAACAAACUAAACCUGUUUAACUUAUUGAUAUUUUAUCAUGA
This is a messenger RNA of Tetrahymena thermophila SB210, 2661 nucleotides long. Its product is annotated as UbiE/COQ5 family methyltransferase. The record is from RefSeq and is a predicted model, not a curated record. Lineage: Eukaryota; Ciliophora; Oligohymenophorea; Hymenostomatida; Tetrahymenidae. The transcript has a single exon.